GGUGGUCUGGAGGGUUGCUGGAGAAACUCGUGACCUUUCACCUCACCUUCUUUCAAGGGUCACACCUGUAUUUACGUCACGUGUUCGAAGCGUUAUCACCUGAACAGGUAAACAGCUGUGUGACAGCUGAUGCGUAGAUGCGUCCAAUCAGAGAUGUCCACAGGUUCCACCUUAAAGGUCAGACACGUUCCUGAGCGGACCUGAACACAGAACCAGAGCGGAACCACAGCAGAACCAGAGCAGAACCACAGCAGAACCAGAGCGGAACCACAGCAGAACCACAGCAGAACCAGAGCGGAACCAGAGCAGAACCACGGCAGAACCAGAGCGGAACCACAGCAGAACCACAGCAGAACCAGGUGAGACCCGGUCCGACUGACGACAUGAAUUUCUCUGAAGCCAGAGCGGAAGUGAUGCAGCUGCUGAACAGAGUGGACCCGCGUGACCUCCAAAAAGUGCUGAACUGGAUCCGAACCUCAGAUCAGCUGGACGAGCUGCUGUCUGACAACAGGAAGGUGAUUCUGCAGAACAUCUCAGAACACCUGAGAGUCCGACUGCCCCCAGAGGCCAUGCUCCCCUCAGAGACUACUGCAUACAGCAAGAUGCAGCAGCGCAUUCGGCCCACGCUCCACGUCGACGGCUUCCUGUAUGAUGAAGAUCAGGUGGACGCUCUGUGUGAGGAGGGAACCAUGAGCCGAUCGUACUGUCUGUCCUGCGGGUCGUACAGAACUGCACCUCUGGACUUCCUGUCUCACUCGUUCUCCGUGUCAGAACUUCAGUUUCUGUUUGAGAACGUUCUUCCUGACCUGAGCGGGCGGACGCUGGUGGACGUGGGCUCCAGGCUGGGAGCGGUCCUGUAUGGGGGUCAUGUGUUCAGCUCGGCCUCUCGGCUCGUUGGUUUGGAGAUUAAUGAAGAGUUUGUUAAACUGCAGCAAGAAGUUCUGAACAAAUACAAGAUGACGGACAGAACCCAGGUCCUCCACACUGAUGUCUGUCUGCAGAACAUUCUGCUCCAGAACGCUGACGUUCUCAUCAUGAACAACGUCUUUGAGUUCUUCAUGGAGCCCAGUGAGCAAGUCGGAGCGUGGAGGUUCAUCAUGGAGAACUUCAGGAAGAAAGGUGCUCUGCUGGUCACAGUUCCCGCUCUGGAGGACAGUCUGAAUGCUCUGCAGCAGGGGGCACUGCAACCCGGUUGGGUUGAGGAACUUCCUGUGGACUACGAUGUUUACCUGGGCAGAGACGUGGACCCUGAAGCACUCAGACAGAUCCACCUGUACAGGGUCAUCUGAUCUGGACUGGUCUGAUCUUGAUUGGAUUGGACUGGACUGGUCUGGUCUGGUCUGAUCUGGUUCAUGAACUUGUCAGGGCUGAGUUAAAGGUUGAAGUUCAGAUGGAUGGUCAAAAGUUCUGAACCGUUUGGAUUGUUCUACAGUUUCCAGCUCUGGACCAGAUCGUGGUCGCUGUGAUGUCACUCUGGUCAUGUCGUCAUGUUAAUCUGUUUUGUGUUGCCCAUCUUAAACCGGUCCAAACCAGCUCAAACUGGUUGUUUUUAUAAUAAAGAGAUGAAGAACUGA
Molecule: messenger RNA, 1574 nt
Organism: Larimichthys crocea (large yellow croaker)
Lineage: Eukaryota; Metazoa; Chordata; Actinopteri; Sciaenidae
Exons: 8
Coding region: 384-1289 (301 amino acids)
Molecular function (GO): methyltransferase activity
Source: RefSeq, a predicted model, not a curated record